CGGAAUGUGACAUGUUAUAGGUACAUGUAGUGGGCGAGGUGAAUCAUGAAAACGACAUCGUUUUGGAACAGAGCUGAUUUGCAAUCGAAUUGAGUGGUACCAACCAGCGAUUCUCUGCUCGUGCCACUUUCAAUUCGUUUCCGCUUUCCCAUUUUUUCGAAUGUGGAAUUUUGCAUCAAAUUGUAUUGCUGGAAAUGCGGGACUGAAUAAAGAUUCUCCAAACCCAACUCAUUCUACUUCAGAAUGUUCUGAUGAUGAGAAUUCUGUCGUAGGAAGAGAGGAAGGGCUUGAAUGCCCGGUAUGCUGGGAAUCGUUCAACAUUGUUGAAAACGUGCCUUAUGUUUUAUGGUGUGGUCAUACCCUUUGUAAAAACUGUAUCUUGGGACUACAAUGGGCUGUUGUGAAGUUUCCUACGCUACCGGUUCAACUUCCGCUUUUCAUUUCCUGCCCGUGGUGCAACCUACUAUCAUUCCGUUUAGUUUAUCGGGGAAAUCUUAGAUUCCCUCGCAAGAACUACUUUCUUCUUUGGAUGGUUGAGGGCAUGAACGGUGAUCGAGUCAAAUCUCAUUCAACUUCCUGUGGGGAUAAUCAACAAAAUUGUACAAGCAGGGGCAGUUUAACCUCAGGAGACCAAGUAAACCAUGGCAACCUUCAGAGGGGGCAAGUUCAUCAUCCUGAUCCAUCGAGAUCCGGCCAGCGUCAAGGUAAUGCCGGUAAUUACCUCAAUAUGGAAAGAGCCCAUAUAUCUCUUCGAAAGUCACUGAUUUUCUUGGUCCAGUUGACUGCUAAGUUCCCAUUGAUCCUUAUAUUUCUUUUGAUUAUCUUGUAUGCAAUACCGGCCAGUGCAGCCAUUUUGGCUAUGUAUAUACUUGUUACAAUCCUCUUUGCACUCCCAUCAUUUCUUAUCUUGUACUUCUCAUAUCCUAGCUUAGACUGGCUUGUCAGGGAAAUCGUUGCGUGAGAUCAUCAAAGCCUAAUUUUACCUCACUUUGUUCAAUGAUUUGCCACCGAACCUUUAGUCCUUUACAGGCUGUGUCGAUUCUCUUCCGACAUACAGCAUUGCUCAAUUUUAUAUAGUAGUAUAUGCGACUCGGUCUUUAUUUCAGCUAUAGUGGAGUUUGGCUGGUUGGUACUGGGUAGGUACAAAAUCAGUUUUUGGCACUAAUGUUGUUGAUAUCAACCAAGGCUGUGGAAUAGGGUGCUGAUAGCCUGCGCCGUUUUUCUGAAGGCUACUGCGAUGCUUGGGGAUUUCAUUUAUCAAUGUCAUGUUUUGUAUGGUAUGGGUAUUUCUUUUAAUAUGUUUGUAAAUUGUAUAUAACAACUUUGUUGUUUGUGUAGUUUACAUUUGAAGUACUAUCUGCAUAAUUUGAAACA
Molecule: messenger RNA, 1374 nt
Organism: Vicia villosa (hairy vetch)
Lineage: Eukaryota; Viridiplantae; Streptophyta; Magnoliopsida; Fabales; Fabaceae
Exons: 2
Coding region: 161-961 (266 amino acids)
Source: RefSeq, a predicted model, not a curated record